Molecule: messenger RNA, 1731 nt
Organism: Sporothrix brasiliensis 5110
Lineage: Eukaryota; Fungi; Ascomycota; Sordariomycetes; Ophiostomatales; Ophiostomataceae
Exons: 3
Coding region: 1-1731 (576 amino acids)
Biological process (GO): nuclear DNA replication
Molecular function (GO): protein tyrosine/serine/threonine phosphatase activity
Source: RefSeq, a predicted model, not a curated record
AUGGCUACUAUCGCUCUAACCCGGCCGAUGCCGCCGCACCGCGCCUCUUCCAGCAUGCCGCCCUUGAGCUCGUCUAUCAACAUUGACGUCGAUACACUGAAUGGGCAAGCAGCCCAGCCCAAUCCGCUGCCAGCAGGCCCAGUACCGAACAAGCACAUACCCGUCUGCCCGCCGGGUCCGCCGGUUGUUUCAACGACACCGUCGCCGUCUCCACCGCCAGACGAGUCCAGUCCCUACCGGCAGUCCCUUCUCUUCCCCCCAGACCAUUACCCUCGCUUUGAGAAUGACGGGUUAGCGAUAUACGACAUUGAUCCAACUGGCGUCGCUGCAGCUGUAGACUAUAUUGCACGCCAGCCGCUACCAGACCCUUCGCUUGUCUUCCCUUGGUUUCACGGCCUCCAUCCAGUUAACCACAUGCAACAAGCGUUUUUCUUUCAACGCCGCCGUGUGAUGCGAAAAACGCCCUGCUGUCUGCGCGGGCUGACAAUUGUCAAGGCCGAUGGUCAACUCCAAGUCGCUCGCCUAAAAGGCGCCAUUGCACCCGGCGAGUUUCUACAGCCGGGCACCGCUGCCGAGUUUCUUGACCCGGACCCUAAAGAAGGUUUCUCUGUGCGGAACUUUCAGAUCCAGGCAGCCAAGACCGCCAUGACCUCAGAUAUCAUUGUGUAUGGCGACGACAGCGCUGCUGUUCGGAAAUUGGCUUGGAGAAUUGCUGCUGCCCAGAAAACCUGGCGAGACAAACAUGACAUCGAGGGAAUUGCUCUCCCCAGAUACAACACAUUUGCCUGUACAGGCGACUUUUCCAUCUUUGAGGAAUUUUAUCCUCACAUAGUGUCCGCCGAUUCGGAAGGACACAUCACUGGCAACGUCAUUGACUUCUUCCACCAGGAGCGUUCGGAAAUGUAUGCCAUGACGGUAGCUUCCGAAAUUUCACAUAAUGUCUGGCUCGGACCGACACCCGAACCGAAUUCGGAAGAGGAAACCUCGUACGACGUUUUGAUCGAGUGCAGCGACCUGGGACACUUGAAUCCUCGUGCACUUCGUGCUUUGGCAGAAACAGGCAUUCCAUCAGGAAAGAGGAUACAUCUCGACUUCCCAUCAUCGGGAACCAUCUUGCCCCCAACAUGGUCACAAAUCGAAGCAGAUGCAAUCCUCGAGUCUUGCAAGUGGAUAUACCACUUGGCUCAUGGAACAGCAAAUCCAUCCCUGUUUGCAGCUCUUACGGAUGUUUCAAACGCUCCCGUUGACGACGGCCACGAUAUCACUCUGGCAGACGAAGCAGAGGAGUCACCAGCUAUAGCUGCAACUCAACCGAAAAAGAUCCUUAUUCACUGUGCAGAUGGCUACACGGAAUCAACCUCGCUUCAAAACCAACCAAAAUGGUUCUCAGCACUAGAUGGGUCGUUUCCCAGCAGAGUGCUAGACUACAUGUACCUCGGAAACCUUAACCAUGCAAACAACCCCGAUCUCCUCAAGGCAUUGGGCAUAACUCAAAUCUUGAGCGUCGGGGAGAUGGCCAUGUGGCGGGAUGACGACCUGGAAGCCUGGGGCGAAGAGAAUCCGCAUCUCCGGUUUGCCUACGAGCUUCUCAAAUGGGAGGAAAUGCUUCGGCAGAACCAGAUGAUAGGUGACACCACUGCCCACAGUUGCAAAGCUGGUAUCAGGAGAGAGCUCGAAUGGGGCGAAAUCGCACGCGAGGUGGCACUGAUGAACCAGCCUUACGUUCGAUGA